AUGAUUUCCACACGUUAUUUUUUUGUACAAAAAUUAACUUUUGCCAUCGUGGGCAUAGAUAUCAUGAGUAAAACACGGAAACAUCUAAUAAAAAAUCCUAUAAUUUUAUAUAGUUUAAUAGCAUUUUCCGGUUUUCAUUUAAUCCUUGUGAUCCAUUUUGCCUCUAUGCAUUUGACUGAUUUUGAAGAAUUAACAGAUUCGUUUCCACUCUUGUGUCAGCUAGUAUUGUGUUUAUGUAAAAUGAUGAUAUUCCUGCGGAAGGCUAAGGAAAUAUUGCCUUUGAUACAACAAAUCCAUAAGUUGAAUAUAAGGGGUAAGGGUGAAGAAUUGAAAAUUGUGGAACGUGAAAAUGCCAAGGAUAAUUUUCUCUGUUCCUUGUAUUUAAGAUUAGUUAUAACUUCUGGAAGUUCGGCUCUUUUACAUCCGAUUUUAAAUGCUAUUUAUAUAUAUUUGACACGACAAGAAGUUGUUUUACAACCACCAAAUAAGGCAACCUACUUUUGGAACAUCUCACUCUUAGCGGACUACUCACUGCUAUAUAUAUUGAAUAUUUUUACCGUUUACUAUGUAUGCGUAGUAUCUCUGGCGAUUGAUACGUUAUUCUCUUGGUUUGUCAGCAAUGUGGUGGCUCAAUUUCAUAUCAUAGGAUAUCGCUUUAAAAAGACGGCUCUCAUAUAUAACACAGAUCGAAAACAAAUUAUUAAAUCCAUUAUAAAAUAUCAUUGUCAAACCUUACAAUUAGCCGAGCACCUAAAUCGUGUCUAUAGCGAAAUGAUUUUCCUAAAAUUCACCAUUGUUUGUAUCGAAAUCUGUAGUUUAGUGUUUCGUGUUAGUCGUCCCAGCGAUUCAAUGGGUGAAGUGGCCUAUAAAUGUUUAUUUUUAGCGGCUGUGGCCUUACAAUUGAUAUUGUAUUGCUACAAUGGUCAGCGUGUAAGGGAUGAGAGCGCCCAUGUAGCGACUGUCAUCUAUUGUACAUUUGACUGGUCAAAUGUAUGUGCAAGUUAUAAGAAUUUACUUUUUGUCGCAUUGAUGCGUUCUCAAAAAUCGAUUAAUAUUAAGUGUGCCUUCUUUGAGGUGGAUUUAAGUUUGUAUUUAUGGGUUUUUAAAACCGCCUGGUCGUUGAUAGCGGCUUUGAAGACAUUGGAUGAAAAUCAAGAUUAA
Lucilia sericata (common green bottle fly) is the source of this 1161-nucleotide messenger RNA. Its product is annotated as odorant receptor 45a-like. Gene Ontology annotation, molecular function: olfactory receptor activity; odorant binding. The record is from RefSeq and is a predicted model, not a curated record. Gene Ontology annotation, cellular component: plasma membrane. Bases 1 to 1161 code for a protein of 386 amino acids. NCBI's taxonomy places the organism in Eukaryota, Metazoa, Arthropoda, Insecta, Diptera, Calliphoridae. The transcript has 5 exons. Gene Ontology annotation, biological process: detection of chemical stimulus involved in sensory perception of smell; sensory perception of smell.